This is a messenger RNA of Daucus carota subsp. sativus, 2616 nucleotides long. RefSeq lists its product as uncharacterized. Lineage: Eukaryota; Viridiplantae; Streptophyta; Magnoliopsida; Apiales; Apiaceae. The record is from RefSeq and is a predicted model, not a curated record. Bases 275 to 2452 code for a protein of 725 amino acids. The transcript has 10 exons.
GUCUCAAUCUUCAUAACCAAAUCACAAGACACAACAGAACAAAAGAAUCUGGAUGUUACCCAGUUUAAUUGUCAAGAAAAUAGUAAACCCAUCAUCACUCAUUCUCUUCUUUAUGCUCAAAAAAGCUCUGUUCUUUUCAGUUUCACACACAUAUAUAUAGUAUAAGCUUAACCCUCACUUGUUAUUUUAAUACACAACAAGGGUCUGAUAGUUUUUGAGACCCAUUUGCAAGAACAAUUGAUAUACCUAAUUUGAAUACGAUUAGAUCGCUGUAAUGGAUAGCAUUACAUCUCCGAGGAAGAACCAGAGUAGUGGCAAUAACAACAAGAUAGAUGGGUUUGCGUUGAUAAAAUCCAUGUUUUUCAAGAACCCAGAUGCCAUUUCUGGCGCUGCUGAUGCUGCUUUCUCUAAACCCCUCCCCCUUUUCUCCCCUUUUGCCAAUUCUGUCAUCUCUCGCUGUGCCACGAUCCUUCAGAAACCAACUGAGGAGCUGCAGCACUGUUUUGACACCAAGUACCCUGAUAUUGUGAAGGAAUCAUUGAUUUAUGCUAGAAGUUUAUUGGAAUUCUGUUCGUAUCAAGCACUGCACAUAAUGACUAGGCGUCCAAAUUAUUUGGCUGACAAAGAUUUUCGCCGCUUAACAUUUGACAUGAUGCUUGCAUGGGAGGGACCGAGUCCUCAGGAUGAAGAACUAAAGAUCGAAACUGCUUCUAGCAGUAACCAGGAAGCAGAGGAUGACGGGUGGUCACUCUUCUAUUCUAAUGCCAUGAAUAUGGCUGUUCAGGUUGAUGACAAAAAAACUGUAGGACUGGAGGCUUUUGCACGGAUUGCCCCUGCCUGUACAGUUGUUGCAGAUGUAAUCACUGUUCACAAUCUCUUUGAUGUUCUGACUACAUCUUCAGGCCAUAGACUUCAUUUUCUUAUUUACGACAAGUACAUUCGCAGCCUGGAAAAGGUGAUAAAAUCUACUGCUACUGCAAAUACAUCUUCGUUGGUAUCCAGCCUUCAGCUUACUGAGGGUGAAAUUAUUUUAGAUAUUGAUGGCACUGUUCCAACUCAAGCAAUUUUUCAGCAUAUUGGGAUAUCUGCAUGGCCUGGACGUCUGACAUUGACUACUCAUGCUUUGUACUUCGAGUCUCUGGGAGUAGGAAUUUAUGAUAAAGCUGCGAAAUAUGAAUUGGCUGUGGACACGAAGCAGGUUAUAAAGCCUGAUCUAACGGGACCACUGGGUGCUCGUCUGUAUGAUAAAGCUGUUAUGUACAAGUCCACAUCAGUGACAGAGCCUGUUUUUUUUGAAUUUACUGAAUUCAAAGGCAGUUCACGGCGGGACUAUUGGUUGGAUAUCUGUCUAGAGAUCCUAUAUGCUCAUAGAUUUAUUAGGAAGUAUAACCUUAAACAGAUUCAGCAGUCUGAAGCACUUGCAAGAGCAGCAUUAGGUAUUCUUCGCUAUCGUGCAGUGAAAGAAGCAUUUCAGAACUUUCCAUCUAACUACAAGACCUUGCUCUGUUUUAAUUUGGCUGAAAGUCUUCCCGGAGGAUAUACAAUAUUGCAGACUCUUUCAAGUCGUUUGUCACUGUUAAAUGCAAGUUCCUCUCAACCUGAUUCAGUAAGAUCUCCAACUGCCAGCAGGCAAAUAAGACACCCGAUUUCACAUUUGACACUUUGUAGACAUGGAAUUAUUUCACGAAAUGAGUUUGGCAUAGAUGAAGAAGAACUGCAGCAAGUUGGAGAUGUUUGCGUUGGUGAGAUAAAUCCUCUAGAAUUGGCUGUGAAGCAGUCAAAACAAGACAUAGGAAGGGCAGAAGCUGCACGAGCAACAGUUGACCAAGUGAAAGUGGAGGGGAUCGAUACCAACCUAGCCGUCAUGAAGGAAAUGCUUCUCCCAAUUCUUGAAUUGUUUAACCAUCUUCAGCGACUUGCUUCCUGGGAAGAACCUGCAAAAUCAACAGUGUUUAUGGUACUGAUGAGCUACAUUAUACUUAAGGGAUGGAUAAAGUAUGUACUGCCAUCGAUCUUUUUAUUUCUUGCAAUUAUGAUGGGUUGGCAUAGGUAUGCUAAGAGAGGGAAAACUUUGGAAGCUUUUAACAUUACAGUUCCCCCUAGUCAAAAUGCAGUUGAGCAGUUGCUGGCUUUGCAGGAUGCUAUAUCUCAAGUUGAAGCUUUAAUUCAAGCUGGAAAUAUAUUUCUUCUUAAAGUUAGAGCUCUUCUUUUAGCUGCAAUUCCACAGGCAACGGAAAGAACUGCCCUAGUGCUAGUCAUCAUGGCACUGGUAUUAGCAUUUGUGCCUGUAAAAUAUCUGAUACUAAUGGGUUUCAAUGAGGCAUAUACAAGGCAAAUGCCCCUGAGAAAGGAAAGCAGUGAGCGAUGGAUGAGACGCAUGAGGGAUUGGUGGUACAGUAUACCUGCAGCUCCAGUCCAGUUGAUUAAACUUGAUGACAAGAAAAAGAAGUAAAUGAUACUACCUGUAUAGACAUUGUAAUUGUAAUAUGAAUGCCCUCCCUCUAAGAACCCUUAAAACAGGGUAUGCUUUAGAAGUAUAUAUCAAGCUUUUAUUUUAAUUUCCAAAUUUGUAGUAAACUGCAGUGUUCUUAUAUGCAAGUCUAUCUAUCUAUCUAU